CGUAGAUGUUAGUCCAUGUCGCUUCCACGAUAGCUCCAAAACUCGUUUAAGGUCCACACUAUCUGAAAAUGCGAGAUUGUCUCGAACAACAUGCUUGUCGUCCGAAAAUGUGCUAGUUAAGUUUGGCACAAUGCACUGCUUAAAAAGAUUUUCCUGAAACUGACUCCGGCUGUUAUGGAAGAUCUUACGCUCGCCUCUCGGCAUCAGUGCCUCACAUACAUGCCAAUCAUUGAAUUGCAGCCCGCUUCAGCUUCCGAAUCCGACGGUUUCCUCAACAAUGCUAUCAGCCUGCAAGACGAGCCAAGGUAUCGCAGCCGAUGCUAUAUCAUUUGCCUUGUUCUCGGCACGGCGGGCGUCCAAGUUGCCUUCUCCAUACAGUUCUCAACUGGCAUUUCCUACUUUGAGUCUCUAGGAAUCACCAAGUCUGUUUCCACUCUGAUCUGGUUCGUCCCUCCAGUGUGCGGUGCCUUCCUGCAGCCCCUAUUCGGCAGAUGGAGCGAUAAAUUCCGCAAACGUAAACCAUUUAUAUCAUUUGGCGGUGUGGGGCUCGUCAUCGCUUUAAUUGGCUAUGCUUGGAGCCCCGAGUUGGCCGAGUUAUUUCCUGGGCGCAGCCAGCCGCACAAACCGGCUCCAGCGGCUGCUCCGCUCGCUUUGUUCUUCUUCGUCGUGCUCAAUGUCUCUGUUCAACCAGUGCAAUCGGGGUUGCGUGCGCUGGUCGUCGAUAAGUGCCACGCAAGCCAGCAGACGGAGACGAAUGCCUGGGCAAGCCGCGUUAACCACGUUGCGAGUAUGAUAUCCUAUCUGGCAGCUACGACUGAUUUGGCAGGUAGAUUUCCUGUUGCUUCUACCCAAAUACAGGCUUUGGUUGUUUUGAGCAUCAUCGUCAUUAUAGCCUCCUUGGUCGUCACUUGCUGUACGGUGGCAGAAUCUCCAAAUAUUGACCUUGCAUCCGAAAGAGGAGUAGCAAGCGCAGAUGCAGGAGCUACGUGGAGACUUCUCUCUUCUAGGUUGCGACGCAUAUACUUGGCCCAGUUUUUUUCAUGGUUCGCUUGGUUUCCUCUUCUCGUACAGAUUACAAGUUUCAUAAUUACUAUGAACUGCCCCCUUACGCCUCCAAGCAGAAUGCCAGACGUGGGAAGAAAAUGUGAGGCAGCUGGUGGUGCAUCGGCUCUAUUCAGUCAAUCCUGUGUUGCACUAUUAAUGGCAUUCAUCCUGCCCGUAUUAACGAGUAGGGCGUCUUCCACUUGGGGAAAGCUGAAACAUUUCUCUAACCAUGGUCGCGCGGGUUCAGAACACAACGUCCUCCAGGCACUGUGGUUUGCUUCUCAAAUGCUUUUUGCGGCCCUUGUGUCCACCGUGUUCUACGAGUCUCGUCUUCUGACAAUAUUAUCUGUUGCUCUUACGGGAAUAUGUUGGUGUGUGACGCAGUGGGUUCCCUUCGUCCUAGCCAACGAAGAAGUGAUCAAGAUUGAGGAAAGCAGGAGGCUGGCUGGUAUGGAAUCUUGUACCGGCGCACUGCUUGGCGCACACAACACCUUUAUAGCCUUGCCGCAGAUACUGGCUACGGGAGCUUCAAGUCUAUUGUUUGAGAUGCUGAAAGCUAUUGGGCUCUCAGACCCUCUCGGCGACGUUUUGUGGGUUUUCUCUAUGAGCGUUUGCAUGUCUUUGAUAUCUGCGUAUUUGCUUUGGAGGCUGUAGGCCUACCAUAGGUAUAACUUUGCAGGUACUCUCUGUACCCCACCAAUAUGAUGCGAC
Didymella exigua CBS 183.55 is the source of this 1755-nucleotide messenger RNA. RefSeq names its product MFS general substrate transporter. NCBI's taxonomy places the organism in Eukaryota, Fungi, Ascomycota, Dothideomycetes, Pleosporales, Didymellaceae. The coding region runs from base 175 to 1698 and encodes 507 amino acids. The transcript is spliced from 6 exons. Gene Ontology annotation, biological process: transmembrane transport. Gene Ontology annotation, molecular function: sucrose:proton symporter activity. The record is from RefSeq and is a predicted model, not a curated record. Gene Ontology annotation, cellular component: membrane.